Messenger RNA from Tetrahymena thermophila SB210, 1788 nucleotides. RefSeq names its product DHHC zinc finger protein. The transcript has 8 exons. The record is from RefSeq and is a predicted model, not a curated record. Lineage: Eukaryota; Ciliophora; Oligohymenophorea; Hymenostomatida; Tetrahymenidae. Gene Ontology annotation, molecular function: protein-cysteine S-palmitoyltransferase activity. Gene Ontology annotation, biological process: protein targeting to membrane; peptidyl-L-cysteine S-palmitoylation. Gene Ontology annotation, cellular component: Golgi apparatus; endoplasmic reticulum.
GCAUUAUCAUUUAUUUUUAAUAAGAUUACUAAAACAAACAUGAAUGUAAAAGAUAAUGAUCUAAAUAAUUUACAAAAAGACAAUAAAGAAGUCAAUUAAGAAAAUAAGCUUUUUAAGAAUGAAUGUGAUGAAGAUGAAAAGAUUAAAGAGUAUAAAAUUAUUAAAAGAAAGGUGAAAGUAAAUGGAUGUUCAACUCCUUUUACUCUUUAUCAAAUAACAUCUUGGAUAAUUUUUACAGCUUAAGCAAUAUGGGUUUUUUACAUCUUUAGAGAAUUUUUAAAAGAUUAAAGCACUUUAAAUUUUAUUUACCUAACUCUGAAUGGCGCAUUUUAUAUUCUGAUACUCAUUUUUGGAACUAUUGCUAGUUAUUGCAAUCCAAUAGAUGAUAUGAUUACAUAGCAAAUGAAUGGAAUUUAGAUAGAUGAAAAUAAAAAGACUCACUAGUGUAAGAUUUGCAAUUUGUUUGUUAGUGAAAAAACAAAACAUUGUGGUGUCUGUAAUAAAUGCGUCUUCGAAUUCGAUCAUCACUGUGAAUGGCUAAAUAAUUGUAUAGGUUCAAAAAAUUAUAAAUAUUUUAUUUUACUUGUUUGCUCUUUAAUUGGCGAACUAUUGACAAGCAUAUCUUAUACAGCCUAUUCUCUUGCUCUCUAUAGCAAUGAUUAUGAGAGUUAUGUUUAAAGAAGUGAGUUUUCAUUAUCUUGCAAGACUUUUUUAGGGCUCUCAAUAGCUGUUAUUAUAAUAAAUAUAGUUUCGUUUUUAUUUUGUUUACAAUUAGUUUUGUAUCAUGCGUGGCUUAAAAUUAAAGGAAUAACUACUUAUGAGCAUAUUGUUAAAAACAGGAAAAAAUAAUAAGAAAAGGCUAAACAUAAAAUUGAUUAUAAAAAGAGUAAUAAAGAACAAGUAAGAAAUUAAACUAUAUUAGAUUAAACUCAUGGGGUUAUUAAUAGUAAAAAUCAAUAAAAUAACAGCUAAUAAAAUAAAUUAAGCUAAAAUUUAGAAAUGACUAAUUAAAUACAAAAAGUAGAUCAACAAGAAUAAUAGUUAUAACAUAUUUUUGGAACUAAUCCAUUAAACCAAACAAAUGAUAUUUUAUUAGAUAAAAAGUAAAAUAACUUAUAAACUGGAUCUCAAUUUUGCAAUAACAAUUUGGAAAUUUCAGUUAUUGUUGAACGAAUCUAAGGCUAAGAUAUGAAAAUUAAUUUUUUAUAAUUCUCUAAUCCAGAUGAAGUACUAUCUAAUUAAAAUUCUUAAAUCAAUGAGUAUACUCCGAAUUGCAUUUAGAAUAAAGAUAAAAAAGACAAUUUAUCGAUAUAAAAUGAUACUUAAAAUGAAAUUGAUAGACAAAAUGAGGAUGCAUAGACUUAGCAAACUCAUCAAGAAAUAAUAGAUUAAGUGGCUAUAUUCCAUGGAAGGAAAAUUAUAUAAAAACCUGAAACAAAUAAUAAAUCCUUAAGAAAAUCUUGUUCUGAAUCUUAAUAUAAAAAUGAUUUAGAAAACUAAAUUAAGAACAAAUUUUAUCCUGCAUAAUAAAAGAGCUAACAGAAUUUAAGUAGGAUCUAAUCUGCAAAUUCAAGAAAAAAUAGCUAAAAUAAAAUUUUAUAAAAUAAUUCUGAUUAAUUUAAAAGUAAAUCUAUCAAAGUUUAACCUUUAAAACCUCAUUAACCUUAAUAGUAGUAAUCAAAAUAAUAAAAAAGUUAAUGUAAUAAUGAAUUAUAAAUUAUAGAUUCUACAUCAAAUAAAAAAGACUCUGAUGAGACUAUAGUAAUUAAGCAAUAAAAUUUUUUUUGA